Molecule: messenger RNA, 360 nt
Organism: Oldenlandia corymbosa var. corymbosa
Lineage: Eukaryota; Viridiplantae; Streptophyta; Magnoliopsida; Gentianales; Rubiaceae
Source: the annotation of a GenBank genome assembly
AUGGGUGGGCUGGGUUUGAAGAAGCCCAGUGUAAUGAAUCAAGCCUUACUAAUGCGGCUGGGCUGGAUGGUUCUGGACGAUCCGGAGACCAUAUGGGUGAGAGCAUUUAAGGCAAAAUAUGGGCUUGAUGAUCCCAUGGGCCCAGAAGUGCUUAAAACGCAGAACCCAUCUGUGAUCUAUAGUGCUUUGAAGAAUAUUUUUGACUGCCAAUGCAAAAAGGGGUUAGAUGGGUUGUUAAUAAUGGAGAGAAAGUCAAGUUUUGGGAGGAUGUUUGGCUUAUUGGGUCCAAAACACUUGAGGAACAGGCGUUUGGGCCAAUUUCAGCGGCCCAAAAAAAUAGACAUGUUUCUGAUUUUGUAA